Molecule: messenger RNA, 675 nt
Organism: Helianthus annuus (common sunflower)
Lineage: Eukaryota; Viridiplantae; Streptophyta; Magnoliopsida; Asterales; Asteraceae
Product: protein GOS9
Exons: 3
Coding region: 23-460 (145 amino acids)
Molecular function (GO): carbohydrate binding
Source: RefSeq, a predicted model, not a curated record
CUCAACUUAGAUAACUUGGAAAAUGGCUAACAACUACGUUGAGGUUGGACCAUGGGGCGGUAGCGGUGGAGCAAAUCCAUGGUCAAUCAUACCCAAUGGUGGUAGGAUUACUCGGAUAAACGUCCGUAGUGGAGCUAUUGUUGAUGCCAUCUACUUUGGCUACACGGAAGGUGGUACCAACUACGAGACUGCCAUUUUUGGUGGUCGUAAUGGCAGCCUUUCUACGAUUGACAUUGCCGACGAUGAGGAGAUCAUCGAGAUUAACGGAAAAGUGGCAACUUUUGAGAACCUAAACCUUGUCACGCAAUUGACUUUCGUGACCAACAAACAAACCUAUGGACCAUAUGGCACGAAUGGAGGGACAGAUUUCUCUUGUCCUAUAGCUAAAGGUAAGGUUGUUGGAUUCUUUGGAAGAUACGGUGCCUACCUGGACGCUAUUGGCGUCGUACUUAGUCCCUAGUAGGGAUCUAAUCAUGCCAAUAAUUACCGGUGGCAUGCCUGAUGCUAUAAGCGGUACCUAGUUAUGUCAAAUAAACAUGACAGUGGAGUUCAUUGUAUGUUUGCUUUGAGUUCUGUUUCUUGUUUCCCAAUGUAUGUGUCCAUGUAAUAAUUAAAAUAAAGCACCCGUAUGGUGCAUGUGCUAUAUAUAAUCGUGUACUCACUCUUAAAAACAAA